This is a messenger RNA of Linepithema humile (Argentine ant), 3329 nucleotides long. RefSeq names its product F-box protein dmpd (gene dmpd). Gene Ontology annotation, cellular component: nucleus. Gene Ontology annotation, biological process: positive regulation of DNA-templated transcription. Lineage: Eukaryota; Metazoa; Arthropoda; Insecta; Hymenoptera; Formicidae. Gene Ontology annotation, molecular function: protein binding; transcription coactivator activity. The record is from RefSeq and is a predicted model, not a curated record.
AGAGAGAGAGAGAGAGAGAUUCAACAGUGAAACGAAGCGAGAACGAACGCGGCAGCGGGGAGUAGCGUUGCGAGCGGUGGGCAAGGGGAGGAGAGGGGAAGCCUCUCCGUCAAAAUGUCGCUGAAAACGCCAACGCGGAUACAGUGAUCGUUGCCGCUUGCCUAACUCGGGGCACAUCGUCUCCCUUCGAGCCCUCGAGUCGCGCUCUCUUUCUCUCUCCCCUCCCCCCCCAUUCCUCUCUUUCUCUCUCUAUCCCGAUCUCGCUCUCGACGACCAGUCUCUACGGCUUGUAGUGGAGAAAGAGAAGAUCGCGGGUGCAUCGAUUACUCGCGCACGGUCACCCGGUUUGUUUCCCCACAUUUGUUUCCCUACGCGUUCUACGCGUCGUCGUCGUUGUUGUUCGUCUUCGAUUCAGUGGCGGAGCAAAGAUAGAGCGCCGCUUCCUCGUUCGGCUUGUGCCCGCGAACCCCGUUGUUCCCUACAGCGAUACCGGGGAUACCGAAAGGCGAACGAGAUCGCUCUCCUGACGUCGAUUAUACUUCAGAUUUUGGAUAAAGUUGGUCAUUGAAAAGCAAGAAAAUGGUAUCUACUCGUCAAUCAAGUAACAUGGGAAGUAGCAACGGCAGUGGACCGGGUGGCGAGGCCGGAGAUGUAAAUUCAUUGAAAAAGCAACAUUCGGUGACAACAGUUAGUACAUCUGGUAUAUCUAACGGAGGAUCUACUGUCGAAUCACGCAGUCUAAAUCUCUUGGAUUUACCAGUCGAAAUCCUUGAGAAAAUUUUUGGCUACUUGGGAUUUAAUACAGUAGCUCAUAUGCGUCUGGUUUGUCACCAGCUGGACCGUGUUUGCGGAUCAAUACUGAACUCCACAUUUCAAAAGCUGCAGGCUCAAAUGUUAAGUCGUUUUCAGGCUAUUAAAGCACAAAUGCCCAGACGUGAAUCCGCGCGUCGGAAUCAUCCGUUGGCAUGCGAAUCGGACAUUAUAGAGACUCUGCAUAUGCGGCUUACUCUGCUGCAAAUGAGUUUCGGCAAGCAUAUUGAACGAAAGCAUUGUUGUUUCUUUCCUGGCGAGAUCCUGGACGAAGUGUAUCGCAUUCUCCAUCACAUAAAAGUCACUCCGAAAUUGCAAAGACCUUAUAAAGUUACUGAUGAAUUAUUCGAUCUGAGCACUAUGGCCAUGGAAUAUUUUAAGGAGCACAUUGAACCGACAUUACCGGAAAUACCUUACUUCGGUGCCGACUUUCUGGAUCUUGCAGGAACGUUCACUUCUUCUAGUAGUGUGAGUAAACCAUUUAUGUGCCUGGAUUCCACGCCUUUGACUGUCGGAAGCAAAAAAACGAGCAGUGCUGGUGAAGAAGAGAGUUCUCCGUCACAUUGCUCGGAUGACCCUGCUCUCUUGGAAUCUAAUGUGUCGCCACCGCAAUCGAACAUGGUUUUGCGGAAACGGAUCCGCAAGAUCAAACAGGGCAUGAGACGAUACAACAGCCAGUUGACACUGAUGCGCAGGGAUUUGAGGAGUUGCAAGGCAAAAAUUGCAGAACAACAGAAACAGAUUGUGGAAUACGCUACUCGACUAGACGACAAUGACAAAAAGAAUGAGGAAACGUCGCGGAAAUUCAGCACACUCCUACAGGAACUAAACAAGUGCAAAACCGAGCUACAAUAUUGGCGAUCCAAGUCACCAGCAAUACCAGUGUGCGUAAGUUGUGGCCAAUCAAUGCCAGUCCCUACGGAAGAUUUACAAGCUUUAGCUAAUCAAGGCGUGCUGCCGGAAGCCUUCGGCGAAGGGCACGAUUUCAUUCCCAUCGCGGAUGCUCACAGUCCCACUGAGGUGGCAUCGCAACUUAUAAUUACACAAUCCCCGCCGACGCCGACAAUGGAAAUGGCACCGCCAAAGGCUCCUGUGCCUUCGAUAAAACGGAAAAUUCCCGUCGAAACAGAGGAAACGUCGAAUGAUGCCGCGAAAAAAUCACGUCGUACUGCCAAGUCUCGUCAGGCUAAGCGCUCAAAGAUAUAAAUCGGUAACACUGAUUAUGGUACAAAUAUCUGUUCAACCAAUCUCUCAUGAAUUUCCGAAGAUAGGGGACUUUCUCUAUGAUGGUUUACGCGCGUUUCUUUAUGCCAGCAAGCCGAUGAUCAUAGAAGAGUACAAAAUUCCUCACCGAACGUCCUGCAUCUCGCGCAACGAACCUCGUUUUGGAAAUUCUAGCUGCAUUAAUUGCCGCGAUUGUAGAGAUCGCCAGUCGACUUUUUAUCGAUUAUCUCACGGAUGGAGUUAUUAAUGCCGUUACACGGCGUGCAUUGAUGAAUAUUCUAAAGAAGCCUAGCCGAUCAUUCGCUUUGCUCGUAAAGCAACGUUUAAUUAUACUUUCUCGAAUUAUUUGCAAUUAUUGUCAUUACUGCGAUACACUCGGAGGAAUAAUAAAAAGUUAAAAGUCGCGUUCGUUUUUGUCGUACAUUUAACAGCGCUUGCUCUUCGAUUGAAAAUGCGCAAUAUCUAUCAUUUUAUUUUCAGAAUGAUACAUCACUAGAAUAUAAUUUAAAUAUCUUAUCUUCAACAUUUUAAUCGAAUAGGACAAUACGGUAAUAGAGAAAGAAUUUCGCAUAGCUGGUUUCUGUGUAAAUUAUAUAAAACAAACCAAAUAAUUUUUGGGAAAUUGUAAAUUUCGCUCGAAAGAGAAUUUUUUAAUUACUUUCAAUGUUAUAAUAUGUGGUAACUGGCGUACCAAGUUGAAAUUGAGCAAAUUUUCUGUUUAACAAAUUAUAUUUUACAAUGUUUAAAAACUUGAGAAGAUAGAUUAAUUGAUAAAUUAAUCUACACACAGAUACUGCAAAUGCAUAAAUAACCAUAUCAAUUUGUUUUGAUUAGUUUUAAACUCAACGUGCUCAAUUUGAAGAAAAUUGAUUCAUUUGCAAUCAUUUACAAUUGUUUAUCAAGAUGCUAUUAGAUAUGUUAUUAUCCAACUGCAUGUGUUCAUUGUUCACUUAGAUUGAAUUCAUAUAGUUAAAAAAUCAAAAAGUUAUGAUAAAAGUAUGAUAAAAGUUUCAUCCCAGUUAUGACUCGAAAUGAUUAGAAAAUAUCUCACACGAGUUCAUACGCGAUCAUACAGCAAAAUGUUGAUGAAUAGCUGGAAAGGUGUUAGUUUAUUUUUAUGAAUGCGCUGUCUUAGUAAAAGAUUAACAAGAUGGCGCACACAUUGCAAUAUUAAUCGAACUAGAUAAUUAUUUAUAGAAAUGAGUCUAUUUAGAUAAAAGAAUUGGAUAUCAUGCCAUUUUUAUAUAUUGUGCGAAAAUUAAGUCUUUUUGUUAUUAAUAAAAUUGUCAAAAAUU